UGGACCAUGGACCAAUUUAUUGCAAGCUAUGCCACGGACAACAAGAAUGCUUAUGCACCCUGGUCGUAACCUUAUAGAUUGAUAAAGUGUCAAAUAAUCUUGUGAUAAAAUGUCAAAUCACGAUUGCUUGACAUUUAGUGCCUAGUUACCCUUAAGGGAGACUAACGUACCUAGAUACUUAAAGUCAAGCAAUCGUGAUGUCAAAUAAUAUUGUGUCAUUAAGGGCCUGGGGGAAGUUGCUUAGAAAUCACGCCAAGUUUGACAAUAAAAUUCAGCAAUGCGCAAGAGGGCACAUUUUUCAAAUUAUGUUUAAUGUGUUAAUCAUAUCUUCAGGUUUAACUUACAUUUUUUUGACAAUGUGCCCUCUUGCGCAGUGGAGAUAUUUGGUCAUAAAGAGAGCACAAAUUGGCUUAGAAUUGCAAAAUUGAUGGCAUGAAUUGCAUUUUGAGUAUCCAUGGAACAAAAUAAAACAACUUUUUUCAAAAAACUUGAGGGGAAAGUUAUCAAAUCAAAGUUUUUGAACGUGAGUUGUGAACCGUAUUCAUUUUUUCCUUUCAUAAUUCUGAGCGCAUUACAAGUUUUCGAGUCAUUUGCCCGUAUUUUUGAGUUGUUCUUCAAGUUUAAUGGUUCUACUUAGUUUGGCGUCCUGUUGCAGUAUUUUGGUGACCUGUGUCAAAUUCAAGCGUUGCGUUCCCGUAUUUUGGCGUCUAGUUAGAUGGAUAGAAUGAGAGAAUACCAGUACUGCGCCUUCAAAUCCGUAGGCUUAUGUUUGAAGAGAUUAGGAGCAAAAGACCAAAAGUAUGCCCUGAACCAGCCUCAUUUGUUUAUGAACCUGAUGGAAUUUUUGGGUGAAAAAUGGGACAGUUUGGAUAAGAAUGGUUCAAUUUGCUCAAAAUGUCAUAUGAAGGUGAGAUGAUAAUUAAUAAAUUUCAUCUAUGACCUUCUGCAAAGUGAUCUUCAAAAAAACAUUGAAAACGAAAAGAGUCAAGCUGUCCUGAAUGGAGACGUAGUGAAAGUAGAGGGUCAAGAGGUUCCUUUUAUCACUGUGAUUGUUGACGCAGGCUGGGCAAAAAGAAGUUACGGCCACUCGUACAAUUCCAAUGCUGGCUGUGGAGUAAUUAUUGGAGCCAGGACAAAUAAAAUUCUCUUCGUAGGUACUAGAGUUAGAACCUGUGUCAUCUGCGAUAGACAUAACAGUGACGAUGACAUCCCAAAAGAUCACGUCUGCCACAAAAAUUGGUAAGUUGUUAGUAUAAUUGGCCAUAAAUCAGAAUGAUUUUGACCAUUUUUCCAAAUAGGAAUGACUCGGCGCAAUCCAUGGAGGCAGAUAUCAUUGUCGCAGGAUUUCGCGAAAGUUAUGAGAAGCACGGCGUACUCUACCGUUACGUCAUUGGCGAUGCAGAUUCGUCCGUUUACUCACGCCUUCAAUCUCAAAUUGUUUAUCCAGGGAGAUUGCCGAUUUUGAAGAUUGAUUGUUCAAAUCACGCAGUAAGAGGACUGAAUUCCAAGAUUUUCUCAAUUACCAACAAUACUUCUCACGCAAAAGAAGGGAGGGAUUUGAUUAAAAAGCACAUCAAUAGGUUUGGGAAGGAUGUACGCUCGGCAAUAACUUACAACGCCAACAAUCGAAGCUCUGAUGACCCCCUCACGAAAACUUCCGCUAAAACUUUGGCGGAUGACAUUACCAAUGUUUUGGCUCACAUUUAUGGAGACCACUCAAACUGUAAAAGUUACUUUUGCAAGAAAGGAGGAAGCGAAGAGUUUUCAAAAUUCAGAUCAACCACGGCAGGAAAAGAAUUGAUUGAGUGCUUUGGAAGGCUGGCAACUAGGUCCCCACGCCUAAUAUUUGAUGUCACGAGUAACUACGCGGAAUCAUUCAUGGCCCUAGCUGCUAAAUCAAUUUCAGGGAAGAGAAUAAAUUUUGCACAAAGAGGUGCGUACGGUCGUAGAAUUCAAGCUGCAGCUCUUGCCUACAACAAUGGAGGAUUCUGGCUACUCUCAAAUAUUAAUUCAGACAAACCUGUACGGUCACAUAUAUGGAGACAAGCCAAGUCGUAUUUUUCUGCUAAAAAAGACCCCAGAAAGCGAGCAAGAACAGGACCAUUUGGAAGAUGUAAAACCAAAAAUUCCACCGUCGAGGAUACCCAGAAUUAUGGACCCGAGGCACUGCAAGGGCGUCUGACCGAUGAGGAAAUUGCCAUAGCUGUAGAUAAACUUGUCAAAGACCUUCACGUUUCAGAACAACGACAACGAGAAAAGAUCCAAAAUGAAACGGUGGGGCAGACUUUCAAUGAUGAAUGGAAAUCGCAGCGCAGAAAUCGACUGACCGCAAGCAAUGCCGGAAAGAUUUUCAAGAUGCGUGACUGCACUUCAAACAGGAAUAUACUACAACAUAUUCUGUACCCCAAGGAUCUCAGUCACAAUGACAAUAUUUUGCGUGGUAUCAAUCUAGAACCAAAGGCAAAAUCAUUUUAUGCAGCUAAGAACAAAAUUGAAGUAGCAGAGUGUGGCCUCUUCAUUUCACACGAAUAUGGAUUUCUCGCUUCAUCCCCUGAUCUUGCGGUUGGAAACAAUGGGAUAGCGGAAAUGAAAUGUACGAACUGCAAGCCAGAUCAGAUCCCGUUGAGGCCCGACAAGUUUCUCAUUAGAGAUGCGGAAGGAAGUCUGAAGUUGAACAGGAAGCACAAUUAUUUUUACCAAGUUGUAAUGCAACUACAUACUGCCGAUAAAGAUUUUUGUGACUUUUGUGUAUAUUAUGAAGACCCGGAGUCAAAUUCCCCAUAUUUCUUUCAAGAACGAGUUUGGAGAAAUGAUGAAACGCUAGCCGUGUGGAAGUGCAUGAAAGAGAAACUUGUCAAGUUCUACCUCAUGGAUAUGGCUCAAGAAAUUGUGGACCCCAUAUUCCCAACUCAGAACCGAUUUAGGGAACCGGAGUACCGCGUUCAAUAUAUUGAUGCAGCGAAAGAGAAGAGAACAAAGAAAAUUCGUUAGAAAUUAAAUUCGUUUUUGAUAAAAGUCUAAAAUAAAUGUUAUAAGUAUGAGUACGAAUGUGAGUGUGAGUUCUACUUGAUUAGUCAGUAAAUCUAGCAUUAGAAACGAGCUUAUAUGUAGUGUGGAUAUGAAGUAAUAAGUAUUUAUGUGUAGAAGUAGAAUAUGUGUGCAGUAGUAUAUAAAUAUGUGUAGUGUGAGUGCAUAAAUAAAUUACAUGAAAAUUGUAUAAAUAAUGAAGUCACAAUAAAUAAUCAAAAUAAUAAAUAUUCAAAAUCAUCAUAAAUAAAAUAAUAUUAAUACUAAAAGACUAAAAAGAGAGACAUAUAGGAAAUACACAUUUUAAAAAAAACCCCAAUAAGUGGGGGUGGGUGCGGUAUUCGAACUCAUCACAGCCCGAUGCUCUACACAUACCCCUUCGCCUCGUACAGAGACUAAGCUACUGGGCUACAAGGGCAGUGAGCAAAAGACACUGCAAGAGACGCUGGAUUUAUGUGAAUGCCUGAUCACUCACAUAAUCAUCAUGCUCACAUCUCACCUCAUCUCACUGCAUGCAUAAAUAAUCUUGUUCCCAUAUGCAUAUUGAAAUCAAAUGCAUGGGACAACAUCAAUUUUUUGCACAAAAAUACCUAACAAUUAUUGUUCCUAACAUAAAAUCAAUUUUCGAAAAGUAAAUCUUCCCCCGCCCCCUUAAUUAUGGAGGCAAUGCAUUUGUCUCAACGUGGGGAGAUGUUUAAUUGUCACAUAAUAAGGAAUACAUUUUAAUGAAUGAAUAAAUUAUGGUUCAACUCCAGGGCGCAUAAACUUUUUGUUGUCCGUGGUUUCUCUUAAGGGGGUGAUGCAGGGAUGAGCAUUUUUUCAUAAAAAUUAAAAGUUCGGGAAUUGCAUGCAAUUUUCACAUGAAUUUGGUUGUCAACCACAUAUUAGAAAUGAAAUAAAUAAAUCUUAUCUUGGUCUUCAUCUCUGAAGAUGAGGAAUAAAGUUCGACGAUUGAUAAGAUCCGUCAAGUAGAUAACCGGUGGGGGCCAUAUGGGUCGGGUGAAGCCCGUGGUGCAGAAUAUUAUCAUUUGUAAAAUUCGGUUGACAACCAAAUUCAUGGGGAAAUUGCAUGCAAUUCCCGAACUUUUAAUUUUUUUAUUUUU
Molecule: messenger RNA, 4130 nt
Organism: Folsomia candida
Lineage: Eukaryota; Metazoa; Arthropoda; Collembola; Entomobryomorpha; Isotomidae
Exons: 2
Coding region: 1273-2991 (572 amino acids)
Source: RefSeq, a predicted model, not a curated record